UAGGCUUUUCUCAUAUAUCCUGACUCAAAUCAGUUUCUAACAGCAAACACUGAGAAUAAAGUGAGAUGAUCUGCUAAUGAUCUGAUUGUCUUGUUGAAUGAGUGUUGAUAGUCUGAGGAUCAUCAAUAUUAACAGAGAAACUCCUGAAAACACUCUUUAUUUCAUGUCAAUAGUUCCUGUUUUCACCUCAUUUAUUAUGCUGAUGUCUUCAGAUCUGCUGUAAAUUGACACUUCAAGCUCAUUUCAUUGCUGUCAGCAGACUGAGGGGUGUUUGUUGGUUACAGAUAUGUACAUUUAUUUCUGUCUUUAUGCUUUCAACUUGUUUUCUGACCAUUAUUUAUAUUUAUAUAUUAUAUUUUAAAACAAACUCAGUUAAUGAUAUAUUUUCCAUUUUGGCAGAUCAGCUUCUCCCACACUGAAAUUCAUCACCAUCAGUGAAGCUCCUCCCUCAUCACUCACAUCACCAGUGAAGCUCCUCCCACAGCAAUCACAUCAUCAGUGAAGCUCCUCCCACAUCAGUUCCCCAAUAAAUACUGGAAUAUUCCCAUCAGACGAGCAUCAGAGCAUCAGGAAGAGCUGAAACCUGCAAAGACUGAGUUUAUUAAAGAGGACAGUGAGAACAUGAGUGAUCCAGAACCCUGCAGAAUGAAACACACUGAAGAUACUGAAGAACAAAGAGUCCUGAUGGAAGUGAAGGAGGAGAGUGAAGAACUGAGUGAAGUGGAGGAGAAACAUCAUGUCAAACCUGGAGAAAAACCUUUGAGUCUCUCAAAGACUAAAAAGACAUUUUUAAAGAAAAGAAGAGCAAAGAAAUCUACAACCUGCACUCAGUGUGGAAAGAGUUUCACAACCAGACAAAGUCUUGAUGUUCACAUGAGAGUUCAUACUAGUGAGAAGCCGUUCACAUGUGAUCAGUGUGGAAAGAGCUUCAAUCAAUCACCAAACCUUAAUGUUCACAUGAAGAUCCACACCGGAGAGAAGCCGUUCACAUGUGAUCAAUGUGGAAAAACAUUUCUUGGGUCAAUAAACCUGAAGAGACACCUGACAGUUCAUACGAAGGAGAAGCCAUAUUCAUGUUCUGUGUGUGGAAAGAGUUUUUCAUGGCUGGGAAAUUUACAGAGACAUCAGAAAAUUCACACUGGUGUGAGAGAGUACAUGUGCUUUGAGUGUGAGAAGACUUUUACUACAGCAAACUGUUUAAAACAGCACCAGAGAAUUCACACUGGAGAACAACCUUACAAGUGUUCACACUGUGACAAGAGAUUCAAUCAGUCAGCAUAUCUGAAAAGACAUGAGAGGAUUCAUACUGGAGAGAAACCUUACAAGUGUUCAUACUGUGACAAGAGAUUCAGUCAGUCAGAAAAUCUGAAAAGACAUGAGAGGAUCCACACUGGAGAGAAGCCACACACGUGUGAUCAGUGUGGAAAGAGUUUCACUAUUAAAAGUCACCUGAAGAUACACAUGAAUACACAUGAAAACCACAUCACCACAGUCUGAAAUCACUAACCACCAGAAAACAUCUGGAAGGAGAGGACAGAGAGAUCCAGUGAUCCAGAACCUGCAGAUGAAACAUCAUGAUACUGAAGAACAAAGAGG
Ctenopharyngodon idella (grass carp) is the source of this 1596-nucleotide messenger RNA. RefSeq names its product gastrula zinc finger protein XlCGF7.1-like. Gene Ontology annotation, molecular function: RNA polymerase II cis-regulatory region sequence-specific DNA binding; DNA-binding transcription factor activity, RNA polymerase II-specific. The coding region runs from base 622 to 1497 and encodes 291 amino acids. The record is from RefSeq and is a predicted model, not a curated record. The transcript is spliced from 3 exons. NCBI's taxonomy places the organism in Eukaryota, Metazoa, Chordata, Actinopteri, Cypriniformes, Xenocyprididae. Gene Ontology annotation, biological process: regulation of transcription by RNA polymerase II. Gene Ontology annotation, cellular component: nucleus.